Conger conger (European conger) is the source of this 7569-nucleotide messenger RNA. RefSeq names its product roundabout, axon guidance receptor, homolog 1 (Drosophila) (gene robo1). Lineage: Eukaryota; Metazoa; Chordata; Actinopteri; Anguilliformes; Congridae. The transcript is spliced from 29 exons. Gene Ontology annotation, molecular function: axon guidance receptor activity; protein binding. Gene Ontology annotation, cellular component: plasma membrane; axon. Gene Ontology annotation, biological process: axon midline choice point recognition; axon guidance; cell-cell adhesion. The record is from RefSeq and is a predicted model, not a curated record. The coding region runs from base 889 to 5907 and encodes 1672 amino acids.
GGGUCCGGUUGAGCACAUUUAGGGGAUUCAAAUCCUAAAUUCGAUAUUGUGGGAAAAUACUGAAUAGACGUGUUUUGUUUUUGUUUUUUGUCUUUUAUUUUGUCCCGCUUCAAACCUGGAUUAAAAAAAGUGAAAAGUAAAGAGUGGGAGUGAUCCAGGAGCGAUGCUUGUAGGUUGCCGUCUCCGCGUUUAUUCUUGACCUGGGCAUAGAAACCCUGAAAAGUUAGAGAUCACAAGGCGAGAGAGAGAGAGAGAAAGACAUAGAAAAAUGAUGUGAGCCAGAGCGCUGACGCGUGGUAUUACGGGACUUUCUGCGUCUUAUUUCAAAAUUCCUAUUUCACAGACUUCAGAUCCACCCGCGAGAGGACUUUGGGGGACUUUUUUCCUUCCCGUCUUAAUCGAUGUGAUUUGUAUGGGAUUCGUAGGCAUGCCCGUGUGAUGUGAGCUCGCUGCGCGGAGACAGCAUGACAAACUCGGAGAAUCAGUUAAACUACGUUGAGAAGGCUGCUCUAUCCGAGGAACACGAAACUUGUUAAAUAGCUACACUUGUACGGUUGUUUGUUUUUUUAAGGAACACAUACAAACACAAGGAAAUACAGAACACGUUUUUCGUAUCAUUCUCGGCUCUGUUUCCAAUUCAGAAAGUUUAUUUCCGUCGGAAUCUGGGACACUAUUGCCAUACAUUUUAAGAUAUUUGAAGAGCAAAUAGUUUAUCGAAUUAAUUUUUUACAUGUUGCAACUGGACAUACCAAUAGUCAAUGCACAAGACACAAAUCAGGAUUCGAAGUUGGACACAGUGUUAUAAUUCGACAUCAGGAUUAUGAAGGACAGACCAUCAAUAUUAUUGCACUAAUAAUUUGGAUUAUACAAGUAGUCGGAAACCUUGGAAUGAUGACUGCCAGUUUCUUUGGAUUCUUGAUUUUUGUUGGAUUUCUUCACAGUUGCUCAGGAUCGCGGCUGCGGCAGGAAGACUCCCCUCCCCGCAUCGUGGAGCACCCCUCAGACCUGAUCGUGUCCAAGGGCGAGCCGGCCACCCUCAACUGCAAGGCGGAGGGGCGGCCCAGCCCCACGGUGGAGUGGUACAAGGACGGGGAGAGGGUGGAGACGGACCGGGACAACCCCCGUUCCCAGCGCAUGCUCCUCCCCAGCGGCUCCCUGUUCUUCCUGCGCAUCGUCCACGGGAGGCGAAGCAAGCCUGACGAGGGCAGCUACGUCUGCGUCGCCAGGAACUACCUGGGGGAGGCGGUCAGCCACAACGCGUCGCUGGAAGUAGCCAUUCUCCGGGACGACUUCAGGCAGAACCCAUCGGACGUGAUGGUGGCGGCUGGGGAGCCGGCGGUGAUGGAGUGCCAGCCCCCCCGCGGACACCCAGAGCCCACCAUCUCCUGGAAGAAGGACAGCGCCAACAUCGACGACCGCGACGAGCGCAUCACGAUCCGGGGCGGGAAGCUGAUGAUCACCAACGCCCGGAAGAGUGACGCUGGGAAGUACGUGUGCGUGGGGACCAACAUGGUGGGCGAGCGGGAGAGCGAGAUCGCCGAGCUGACGGUGCUGGAGCGGCCCAGCUUCGUGAAGAGGCCCAGCAGUCACGUGGUGCUGGUGGAGGAGAGUGUGGAGUUUAGGUGUGAGGCUCGGGGCGACCCCGUGCCCACCGUCCGCUGGAAGAAGGAGGACGGGGACCUGCCCAAAGGGAGGUACGAGAUCCGGGAGGACCACACCCUGAAGGUGCGGCGCGUGACCUCGGCGGACGUGGGCACCUACACGUGUGUGGCGGAGAACAUGGUGGGCAAGGCCGAGGCGUCUGGCACCCUCACCGUACGCGUCGUGUCUGAGCCCCCUGCGUUUGCGGUGCGCCCCCGGAAUCAGGUGGUGGCUGUGGGCCGGACUGUCACCUUCCAGUGUGGCGCGACAGGAAACCCCCAACCUGCCAUAUUCUGGCAGAGAGAGGGCAGCCUGAACCUGCUGUUCUCCAACCAGCCCCCGCAGCCCUCCAGCCGCUUCUCCGUCUCGCAGACGGGCGACCUGACCAUCACCGACGUGGAGCACUCGGACGUGGGCUACUACAGCUGCCAGGCCCUGAACAUCGCCGGCAGCGUCAUCACCAAGGCUCUGCUGGAGGUCACCGACGUGGUGUCAGACCGCCCGCCACCAGUGGUCCGGCAGGGCCCGACGAACCAGACCGUCUCCGUGGAUGGCACCGUGGUCCUGAGCUGCCUGGCAACGGGGAACCCCGCCCCCACCAUCCUGUGGCGGAAAGACGGGGUGCUGGUGUCCACUCACGACUCCCGAAUCAAACAGCUGGACACGGGCGGGCUGCAGAUACGCUACGCUAAGCUGGGAGACACGGGCGUGUACACCUGCAUCGCCUCCACCCCCAGCGGGGAGGCAUCGUGGAAGGCGUACCUGGAGGUUCAAGAAUUCGGAGUUCCGGUGCAGCCCGCCCGGCCCACGGACCCCAACCUGAUCCCCAGCGCGCCCUCCAAGCCCGAGGUGACCGACGUCACCCGCACCUCCGUCACCCUGUCCUGGAAGCCCAACCUCAACGCCGGGGCCACGCCCACUUCCUAUGUCAUCGAGGCCUUCAGCCACGCCUCGGGCAGCAGCUGGCAGACCCUGGCGGAGCACGUGAAGACAGAGGCCUUCGUCCUGAAAGGCCUGAAGCCCAGCGCGGUCUACCUCUUCCUGGUGCGCGCGGCCAACGCCUACGGGCUGAGCGACCCCAGCCCCAUCACCGACGCCGUCAAAACGCAAGAUAUCCCCCCCACCAGCCAGGGUGUGGACCACCGGCAGAUCCAGAGGGAGCUGGGAGACGUGGUCAUCCACCUGCACAACCCCACCAUCCUGUCCUCCUCCUCCGUCAGGGUGCAGUGGACGGUGGAGCAGCAGUCCCAGUACAUCCAGGGCUACAAAGUGAUGUACCGCUCGUCCCCAGAGGGGGGGCAGCCCCGGGGGGAGUGGGGGGUUUUCGAGGUUCGCACCCCGGGCGAGGACAGCGCCGUGGUCCCUCAGCUGAAGAAAGGGGUGACCUACGAGUUCAAGGUGCGCCCCUUCUUCAACGAGUUCCAGGGCACGGACAGCGAGGUCAAGAUCGCCAAGACCCUGGAGGAAGCCCCCAGCGCCGCCCCCCGUGGGGUUACCGUGACGAAGAGCGAUGACAAUGGGACAGCUAUCCUGGUCUCCUGGCAACCACCUCCUGAGGAGGAACAGAACGGGGUGGUUCAGGAGUACAAGAUCUGGUGCCUGGGGAACGAGAGCCGGUACCACGUCAACCGGACCGUGGACGGGUCCACCUUCUCGGUCCUGAUCCCCAGCCUCUCCCCCGGGAUCCGCUACAGCGUGGAGGUGGCAGCCAGCACCGGGGCCGGCCCGGGGGUGAAAAGCGACGUCACCAUCUUCCAGCUGGACGCGUCGGGGCGGAUCAUGGAGGCUCGGAUGCCGGGGGACAACACGCUGUCGCAGCAGAUCUCAGACGUGGUGAAGCAGCCGGCCUUCAUCGCGGGCAUCGGAGCGGCCUGCUGGAUCAUCCUCAUGGUGUUCAGCAUCUGGCUCUACCGUCACCGCAAGAAGAGGAGCGGACUCAGCAGCAGCUACGCCGGCAUCCGCAAGGUGUCCUAUCAGAGAGGGGGAGAGGCUGUCAGCAGUGCUGGAAGGCCCGGACUGCUGAACAUUGGGGAGCCGGCCAGUCAGCCCUGGCUGGCAGACACCUGGCCCAACGCCUGCUCCAACCACAACGACUGCAGCAUCAACUGCUGCACCGCCAGCAACGGCAACAGCGACAGCAACCUGGCCACCUACAGCCGGCCCGCCGACUGCAUCGCCAACUACAACAACCAGCUGGAGAACAAGCAGACCAACCUGCUGGUGCCGGAGUCCGGCGUGUACGGCGACGUGGACCUCUCCAACAAGAUCAACGAGAUGAAGACCUUCAACAGCCCCAACCUGAAGGACGGGCGUUUCGUCAGCCCGGGGGGGCAGCCCACCCCCUACGCCACCACCCAGCUCAUCCAGUCCAGCAUCAUGAGCAACAACAUCAACAGCGGCGUGGGCGGGGGUGGCGGCGGGGGCGGGGGCGGGGGCGGGGGCAGCAGCGGGGGCGCCGCCGACCUCAACGAGAAGCACUGCUGGAAGCCCCCUCCAGCCCCGCAGCAGAAGCAACAGGAAGUGACAUCACAGCUGCAGUACAACAUCAUGGAGCAGAACAAGUUGAACAAGGACCACUACAGAGGCGGAGACAGCCCCAUGCCAGCCACCAUCCCCUACAGCCAGGCCCACGAGCCCCCCCACACCGGGGGGUCCUACAACAGCUCUGACAGAGGCAGCAGCAGCACCUCCGGGAGCCAGGGUCAGAAGAAGGGAGUCCGUACCCCCAAACUGGCCAAGCAGAGCACAAUGAACUGGGCCAACCUGCUGCCCCCUCCCCCUGCCAACCCCCCUCCCUGCAGAAACACAGAGGAGUACUCCUUAUCCAUGGAUGAGAGCUACGACCCGGACAUGCAGUGCCCCAUGCCGCCCUCGCGGAUGUACCUGCAGCCAGGCGAGCUGGAGGAAGAGGAGGAGGAGGAGGAGAUGGAGCGGGGGCCCACCCCGCCCGUGCGGGGCGCGGCCUCCUCCCCGGCCGCCGUGUCCUACAGCCACCAGUCCACCGCCACGCUCACACCCUCCCCCCAGGAGGAGCUGCAGCCCAUGCUCCAGGAGAGCCCUGAGCACCUGGGCCCGGCGCCACACGACCGCAGACGCCACACCGUGAGCCCCCCGCCCCCUCCGCGGCCCCUCUCCCCGACCCACACGUACGGCUACAUCUCCAGCCCCCUGGGGCUCGACACCGACGGGAUGGAGGAGGAGGAGGAGGAGGAGGAGGAAGGGGACGAGACGGACGCGGAGGUGGCCAAGACGCACCACCACCACCCCCACCACCACCCGCACCACCCCCACCCCCAGCAGCAGCUGCAGCCCCGGCGCCUGCUCCUGAGGGGCCUGGAGCAGACCCCCGCCUCCAGCAUGGGCGACCUGGAGAGCUCCGUCACCGGCUCCAUGAUCAACGGCUGGGGCUCGGCGUCCGAGGAGGACAACGCGUCCUCCGGGCGCUCCAGCGCCGUCAGCUCCUCCGACGGCUCCUUCUUCACCGACGCCGACUUCGCCCAGGCCGUGGCCGCCGCCGCCGAGUACGCCGGCCUCAAGGUCGCCAAGCACCCCGCGCACCUGCCCGACCCGGGGGCCCCCGGAGCCCGGAAGUACCACAUGGCCCAUCCGGGCCACCGUCCCACCAGCCCCGUGUCCACCGACAGCAACAUGAGCGCCGCGGUCAUGCAGAAACGGCCGCCCAAAAAACAGAAGCAGCACCCACCAGCGCACGUUGUCCACCAGCGCCGAGAGGCUUUCCCUGAAGACCUGCCCCCGCCCCCCAUCCCCCCGCCGGCCGUGCUGAAGUCCCCCUCCCACCCCGCCAAGCUGGCCCAGGAGGCGCGGGGGGUGAUCUCCCCGAAGAUGGGCUGCGGGGCGGAGUCUCGCGGCGGGGAGGGCCGGGCGGAGAGGAGGGCCGGGACCGUGGGCUGUCGACCCCGCGAGGGCUCCGACCCCCGCACCAGCUCCUCCGAACGGCGGGAGGCCCAGGAGAGACACAAGACCCCCCGCAGCGGGAAGGGGAGCAAGCAGGAGGCCAGCGCCAAGGCCCGCCAACACGCAGGUUCGGAGGACAUCCUGCCCUACAGUCGCCCCUCCUUCCCCACAGUGCAGAGCCCCCGGGACCGGGACCCCAGCUCCUCCAGCUCCAUGUCCUCCAGGGGCUCAGGAGGGCGACGGCGGGGCGAGGGGGCCCCGCCGGGGGGGCGCCGCAACCCCUCUGACAUCGGCCUCAGCACCAUGGCCUACCAGCCCGGAGAGGAGGACCUGGAGCUUGUAGAAAGCUGAGGACCUGGCAAGUGGAAGAGGAGUGUUGGGAAGGAUUUGCCGGGAGAGGAACAUCACAUCUCUCCAGAUUUUAAACAUCACAGUAUCAGACCGUCAUAUUUUGCUGACAAUUAUGUAAAUUGUGUUUCUUUACAUCUGGGAGAGAAAAACUGACCAAUAAAUGUUUUUUUUUGUUUUUUUAAAAUCAUUUUCUAUGUCCAUUUAAAGAAAAGAAAGGAAGGUAAAAAGACAGGUACAUUCAAUGCUAAUUCAGUCGUGGUAUUUAAUCUUUCAUUUAAACGCAAUAUGGAGGUUACUCAAGCUAUUGUUUUGUCUCUGCUUGCCCUAGCAAAAAUUCACAAAAGCCCUUACAGUCAGGUGUUACUGUAAUAAAGUUAGCUACAAGCAGAUGGGGUGGACUGUCUUGUAAAUAUAUAUAUAUACAUUUUUUUUUCUUUAAUAACCCGCUGUGGUACUUAAAAUUUGUCUUCCUUGUCUGUUUUUAAUGAUUAUUAUUUUAUGAAACCAGUAAUUAUAAUUAUUUUGUUGUCUCCAUCCAUGUUGUAAAUUGUUAAAUCAUUUGACCGCCCCAAGAAAGUGCCACUUUGGGAAUUUUUAUUUGUAUUUUUUUUUUUUUUUUUUUUUUUUUUGUAAUGCACUGUUAUGUUUUUUGUUGUCUUUGUCAAUGUUUGUUGUUAUUUGUUUUACUUUGGUUUGAAAGCACAAUCACUAAACUUUAUUUUAAACCAUUUUUAUCUAUUAACCUUUUUGUCUUACAGGAGAAAUACAGGUAUGACAAAAGAGUCUUGUUAAUCAUAAUGAUGUAGGUGAAGGUGAUAAGCUGUUUACGGUCGGAGUGUUUUUUUUUGACAGCUACAGUAUAAAAUGGCGGGGGGGCUCCUGUGCAGCAGCCAGAUAAAUCUGCUCCAGGUUUGUUGCUCCGGUCCAGCUCUGUAGACAUGAUGGAAAUUAAGAACUGUAGCAUAUUUCAGUUACAAUUUAUCUGUGAAAGAAAGUGUAGCACAAGCGUGUGUUGGAGGGGUAUCUGCGGAGGCACUUAGAAGGGGACAGCAGUGAGCAGGAUAAGGAUCCCACCUUCAGGGGCCGCAGUGGAGGCCCAGGCCCUGGGGCCCGGGGAGAGGACACCCAGCUCCAGGGCUGCUGUACAUUCAUCGGACUUCUGCAAACCUUUUCUUCCCCAGAAAACAAAGAUAGAAAAAAAAAAAAAAACGAUAGAAAAAAGGGGGAAUCCAGAAAAAGCCACGCCCCGUCCUUCCCUGGUGUGUGAGCGGCUGUGCUUCUGCAGCGAAGGCUUCCUGUAGCCUGAAGCAAGGAGGCCUCUCUUCACUCUGAGAGAAAAAGAAUUAAAAAAUGAACAAAAAACUAGGUGCUGGGCUCCAUCCCGAUUCUAGUACCAGGACAGGUGUGUGUGACCUGGCAGCCCGAUUCGAGUGCCAUCAACGUGAGCCGACUUUUGUGUUGUUUUGUUGUGCUGCGGUUGAGUUGAAGAUUGAACCGGCUGCGCUGUCUAAGGGAAAUUAGCGUUGUUGUUCUUCAUUUUGAUUUUUUCCAUGUUAAAAAGGCAACUUCUUUAUUGUUAGCCAUGCAUUUACAUACUGAGGAUCACGUAAUCCGAAAACGUCAUUUUUUCACAUUAUUUAUUAAAAAUGUCCUUAAAUACCA